GGGAUAAUGUUUGUGAACGCAUCCGACCACUGAGAUAGAAGAAGACAAAAAUAAUAAUAGAUCAUAAUGCAUCAUCCAGUAUAGUAUUGUUUGUGUGAAUUCUUACAAGGCAUGCUACCGCAGUGAUUGGCCAAAUUGGUCACGUCGUGGUCCGACAAUAUUCUCUAUUUUUGCUAAAGACAGAAUCUCAUUAAUUCAAAAGCUGUCAAAAUAUUGUUCCACUCGGGAACAGAGAGCGACAGACGGUUUGGAAAAGCAACGUAAAAAAAUACUGAACAACAACAACACAAUCGUAGUCCUCUCUACGCUGCCCUAUAAAAAUUGAUUGUGAGAAGCAAUGACAAAUACCUCUUCUUGGAGCUAUGCUGAGAACGGAUUCGGUAAGUUGGCCGCUAAGGUUGGUAUUUCAUGGAUUCGGUUUACUCUUCAUUCAAACAAUAAAAUCGAUUUGUAAGGUAGGUACUCUACAUAAUAUUAAACAUGGAUUUCAUUUUUCAUCGAAGUAGCGCGUUUUAUCGUGUUGAAAAUUUCUGUGUCAUAACAGACUACGCAAUGUGUUAAAAACAAAUUUUUCCCCUGAUUUCGCGGCCGUCAUUCAGAUAAAAUUCCGAGAGUUGAACUUUAUAAUAGAUGACACAAUUGCAAAAGGUUUUUCGAGCAUUCCGUUUAUUUUUCUAAUUAUUGAGAAACAACAGUUCAAACAACAAAUGUCUUGUUUUUAAAGUAUGUUCCGGUUUAAUUCUCUUCCGUUGACUUAAUAUGUGGUUGAAACUCCAAUAUAAUUCACAGCAAGAAAUGGUUUUCGGCUUUUCUCGCUGAAUACGUGCUCCGUUAUUUAAAUCCGAAGUAACUGGAUUUUUGGCAAAGCCCACUGAAACAACACUUUAAUUUUCAAAGUUUCUCGAUAAAUUUUAUUUCGUUUCAUAGCACUAAUAUAUGAGAUGCUGAACCGAAGAAAGUUUCUCUAUCUGUUAAAAAUUUAGCUAAAAUGUAUUUUAAAAUAUUGAAGUAAUAGAGGUGCUAAUGGGGGAGACUUUUUACUUUGCCGUCUAAAUUUGAACGAAUUUCACAUCUUCAUUUUUAAUUCGCAAUACUGCAGCAUAUAUGUAUUUAAAACUACAAGAAUACUGAAUCAAAAAUCCCAGUGUGGUUUUAUUUCGAUUUUUACCAGAAAAUAUGUAAUGACUUUGGAUGAUUUGCUAUACCAGUCCACAGGUAGAAUACUUUAAUGAGUAGUUCAAUAGCAAGCUCAUAAAAUUAUCAAAUAUUAAUUCAGUCAGACUCAGGAAAUUAUGUGCAUUGUUUAAGGCCCUCGUUGCUGGCACGAGCGCUACAAGAUCGCCAAAGGAAAUUUGCAGUCGCCGAUUAAUAUCGAGACAGCACAGGCAAAGGAAGGAAACAGUGUUGGGCCAGUACAGUUCAAGUAUAUAAGCAUCCGCGAUAGUACAAUUACAAACGAUGGAAGACAACUGCGAAUCACUUUAACAAGAAAUGAAUCAGGUAUGAAAAAAGCAUAUUAUAUGUUUGAUUAACCAACAAAAACACUGAUCAACCCUUGAUUUGCUUGUUCGUGACUAACAUGACCUAGUUUUGAGCUUUUAAGGAUCUAGAGAAAGAUUGAAACAAUAACACUCUAGUGUGUCGUUUAUGCGGAUUUCGACCAAUCUAACACUCAAUGUCCUUAGGUACUAUAAUAUUGAUUUUCUGUCACAAUUACUUAUUUUCGAAUCCCCAUAAUACGCUCUGUUUAAUUUACUCUCCUAAAUUUUGUAAAACUAUUUCUUAAUGCCCCUGGAAGAACACCAUUUGAAAACAACAACUUAUUCAGAACUUGGGCGAAAAAUGGAGUGUAUUAAUUAUGUGCGGGGAGAUUGGAAAAUAAUCAAUUAUGUGAGUUUGAAUGCCAUACUAAAAUGUAUCAAAAACUGCCACCAAUAUAAGCCGGAAAUGAUAAUUUGGUUGCCAUCCUAGCGGACGUCAAAUUCUUGUAUUUACAGUAGGGCACUGAUAUAAGGUUCCCAUCCAAUUAAGUGCCAAGAUUGCGCUGUAAACGUUUCCGUUUUAACACGAGCAUUUGAAAGCAAAACUGCAUUUGAAAACAAUAACUUAAGCAAAAUUUGAGGGAACAGAGUGCAUUAUGGGGGAUCGGAUUCGAAAAUAGUCAACUAUGUGGGUUUAGAUGCAACACUAAAAAUGUAUCAAUACCUGCGACCAAUAUGAGCCGGAAAUGAUAAUUUGUUCGCCAAUGUAGCGGACGUCAGAUUCUCAUAUUUAUAUUAGGGCAUUAAAGAUAGACGGUUCUCUUCCAAAUAAGUCCCAAGAUUGCUCUGGGAAAGUUUCCGUUUCAACACGGUCAGUUUAAAUAAUAAAUAGUACUAAACAUUCCGAUACACACCGCACAACGGUUGGAUUCGAGAGAGAUUGACCCCCGAGUGCCAAAGUAAAAUUGAAUGAAAGUAAAUGAGAAGAAUUAAAAUGGAGGAAAAAUCAUUUAAAUCUUUUUAUAUUAUUAUUUGCGCACAGAAUUAUGUAGACGUCUUUUCCAUGAUCAAGAACAUCAAUAUAUAUGUAUAUAUAUAGAUAUUGUGUAAUCAUUACUAAUAUCGGCCAUUCGUAAGCUGGGUUUUCGGACUCUUUAUUUGCGUUAAGGGAUUCGUUGUAUUAGAGCGGUUUUCACUUGACUGUCGAAAGGGAUUGGUUUUGGUUUUGGUUUUACGACAGUCAAGUGAAAACCGCUCUAAAACCUUGGUAUUAGAUCAGUCAUACUACUACAUGAGAAAUGUCUGCAAUUUGAUUGGCUUAGAGCAGUGGUAUUUCAGCUCAAUUUGAAAUACCUACAUGUGAAAACCUUUGUUGGUAGUAGUAUAAACAAAUAAAAGCAUGAUUUGUACGUGAUUUUUGGCAUAAAUACCACUGGUGACAUUUCAAAAUUGUCUAAAAUUUCACUCGCAUAGCGGCUCGUGAAAUUACGUAUAACGAUUUGGAAAUAUCACUCGUGGUAUUUAUGCCAAAUAUCACUACAAAUCAUGCUAUUUCCUAUACUUAUAUUGCAUAAUCUGAUCACUAGAAGCAAAAUUAGGUUUGCCGUAUGCCUUACUUGGCCUCGAGUGGGGGCUCCAGCGCGAAGUGCGAAACACUCGCGAGAGGCGGGAAAAGGGACAACAAAACAAAACAAAAAAACAAAAAGAGGGAGAGAUACAGUGUGUUGUGCUCGCCGCCCCGAAUACCCGCAUAAUGUCUUUGUACAAUAACCUUCAGUUUACAAUUUUUAUUACAGCCCUGUGAAAUCUACAUUUUUAAGGGUAUCGCCUUCAAAUGAACACAGCUUGAAACAUGCAAAGAUGCAGAACAAUAAUCAAUGUAGAAUCUAUAUUUCUUGUUUCUUGUCAGUUGUAACAGGUGGCCCACUAACCGACCGAUACCAGCUUGCAGUAAUCCGAUUUCACUGGGGAAAUGAUAACUGUUCAGGCUCUGAACACUCGGUUGAUGGCCGCAAUUAUCCAUUAGAGGUAUAAAUCACAAUCGUGCAUCAUGAUCAACUAACGGGAAUUUUAUAUUUUUAAGAAAUGAAAGCGACUAACAGGAUCAUGAUCAUGUUACUAAAAAAAGAAUGAAAUAAAAGGGUGAAGAAAAUUUCAAUUAAGAGGCAUCUAUUAUAGAUUCUUAUGAUUGGACGAUUUUAAAAUGGUGGCAUACGGGAAAUUUUACUCGGGCCCGAAAAAAAUUCACAUCUUUGUUUUCUUUAUACUUCGUAGAAGAAGGAUAUUUGUUGCAAGUUAGACAUUCUUCGAAAGACGAAAACACACAAAAAAACUAAACUCAACAUUACGCAUUGCGCGCACUUAAGUAAUGAGAAACAUAAAGUCAGUGCAGCAAAUCCGAAAGUAAAAUCGUAUGCCGCUAACCACAAACAGGUUCAGCUUAUUCAUUGGAAUGCAGAUGUGUAUAAGAACAUUGGAGAAGCAAUCACAGGAGAAAAUGGGAUAUGCAUAAUAGGACUCUUAUAUCAGGUAAACCAUGGCAAGUAUAACUAAAUGGUCCAUAGUUAUUGUAAGACCAACACAAGGGCAACACAAACAACAGAGUUGUGCCUCAUUUAGGGUUCAGUGGUUAAUACCCGGAGAAAAAGGUUUGGAUGCCCUUUCAUUUUCUUUUACGUUCCCUUGGAAGUGAUACUGCGGGAGGAUUAAGAAGACACGAUCAAUAGCUUUUAAAAUGGCAUUGCCCAAAUAUGUGAUCAGUUGAACUGAGAAGAGGCCUUAAAACACAACCAGACCUCUUACUAAUGUUUCAAAGACCUUUAACUUCACCAGUGCUCAUGCAACUGAACUACCCUGGCGGCAGGGUUUAUUAGAACCAUUGCUCCAUAUAUUUUUUUUUUCUAUGACUAACAGACUGAGAUCGAAAAGUUUCAAAAGGGUUGCAGAUUGUAUCCAACAAAUAGCCAUCAUAAACCAUCAUUGAACUAAUGAUUCACGUGUCGUUAGGUAACAGAUGAGGACAAUGAAGGCUUAGCACCAGUUAUUAAAUUACUUUCUAGGGAUGAGAACAAGGUAAGGCCUAAUUCACGAAAGACGUUGUUAAGCCAGAUUGAUUGUUUGAUAAAUAUAUAGCGAUUUGUUUAAUCGAAUGAGCAAAUAAAUAAAUAAACAAAUAAAUUAAUAAAUUAAUAGCCGGAAAAAAAAAAAAAAGAUUUAGUGACUGCGCGGGUGGGGAGCACAGUGGUUUUUCGUCUGCUAUCGUUCUUGAUCGAACAGGAAAUGAUAAUUUUUGAGGUGAGGGCAAAACCGAAGAACGCUGAGAACAACUACGGUGCUCUUACUUACUGAGAGUAUUUGGAAUGUUUUAUCGUUGUUUGGACUGGCAAUGACUUAGCGAGUGAGACAGUUAUUACAAUAUUAUGUCAUUAGAACAACAGCUUAAGUGAUCUUUACUUUUAGGGGUGCUUUUCCUUGGAGGUAAAAUCUGCCAUAGACCCAAAUAAAAUCAUUGCAGGUUAGUUAAUGUUAUUAUUUUGUUCUAGUUAUUUACCACUUUGUAAAAUAACAUUUGUACAGUGGCGUUCAAUACUACUAAAAUGUUUCAACUGAGCUGAGAGGCAUUCAGUAGUUUUUCAGGUGUUAAGUGGAUGCCUCGAUGACUUAAGGAAAACUGAGCAACAGCAUUUUGUUUUUGUUUCUUUGACUUCCCGGUGUUACAAUCGUUAUUUUUGAUGGAAUGCUCGUACCAUGCCCCAUUGAAAGAGUUAUUUUGACAACGUCUCUGUCUACCAAUCUAUUUGGGUUUUUCACAAAUGGAUGGCUUAUGGGAUCUCUUACUAUAAUGAGACUCAAAUCACUGAAGUACAAACAAAGAGAGCUUAUGUUAAGUCUUUGUAUGGUUCAAUGCAUCCAUACCCUGAUAUUUAUUUUCCAGAUAUGAACUCUUACUGGACAUACCAGGGCUCUCUUACUACACCUCCGCUAAGUGAAAAUGUCACGUGGUUAAUAUCGCAAAAUAUCAUGGGCCUUUCUGAGAAACAGGUUAGUAUGGUGAGGUUGUGGAAACAUGCCCUACAGGGAAACCAAGGCAGUUUGCUGAUUUUACAGUUGAUAUUGACGGUUAGUUACACGAUCAACUUGUUCUACCAUGGACAAAGUAUACACAAGGUGUCCUUUUUUGAAGGUCAAAAUAGCUAUUUAAGAACGGCAAGCAUCAAAUUCUCUUUCAAAAUCUUCAAUUUGUGCUAUUCACAGAUCAAUGCGUUCCGCAGUAUUCGAAACAGCGUUGGAGAAUCUAUGGCAGACCACUGUAGACCAGCUUGCCCGCUCAACGAUCGACCGGUGUUAUCCUGUGCGUGUGUUGUAAAGAGCACCAGUAUGGAAAAUAAUAAUGAAGUUGAUAGCGGUGUAGAAGAUAAAGAGGAUCUUUCUGAAGAGAUUGGUGCAAGCGAAGAAAAUGAAAAUCUUGAAGAGAUCAAUGGUUACAACGACGGUGCUGUUGAUAACGUUGAUGCCGAUGAAGGUGCAGAGAAAGGCGGAAAAGAUGAAAAUACAAAUCAACAAAUAAAUAUUGACGACAAUGCAGACACGGCCAUGAAUGAUCAAGAUGCAAAUUUCCAUGGCAACCAGGUGAUAAGUGAUGUUGAGGAUGACACCGAAAGGGUUUUGUAUGAUGAAAAUGCUAACCGCCAUGCGAGCGAUGAAAAGUCUGGUACAGUCAUCUUAGAUGAUGGACUGUUGGAAUUGAUGAACAAACUCGCCGAAUGAUUAGUCCGCGCCAACGACAGAAAAUUGUAGUUAAGAGGAAGAUUGGUUAAGAUUAGUACAAGUCUGAUGCAUUAGCAUAUUGGACAAAUAACCAUGAAACAAUGACAAUAAGUCUUUAAUGUUGACCAUCCUUUGUGUUGUGAUGUCCUUUGCUAAGAGUCAGAUACUCUCAACAUUUCUAGUGCGAUGUGUAUGAUCAGACAAAAUUGAUUAUUGAUAGAAUUUAAAAAAAAAAUAGAAAAAAUAUGGUACUUAAACUUCGAAAAAGCUUUCUCUUGACGUUUGCCUGCAGCCAAAAUAGAACUGAGAAGGGGAAAAAGGUUAGAGAUAACACUUAAGUAAGAACGAGGCUUGAACAAUUAUUGUAAGAAAUCAACUCCUUCCGCCAAUCGACUUCACAGCAACAGUUAUUGUAAGUUAAAAAAAUAGGACCAGCAUAAUAAACGUUUCAAAUUUGUAAAAAGUUUGUCAAGGAUAACGUUCUUCUAAGCUGACGUUAGAGCGAACCAACCAGCGUCACCAGCAUAGCUUCCGGUUUUCGGUCGUUCUUUGCUUCAGAGUAAAGACAAACUUAAGUACCACGAUUUUUUUUUUUUUUAACAAAAGUUAAGACAACCAGAAGUCAGAGCACUCUCUUAUUCUCCACAGUUCAACUGCAAUUUUCUAAGCGAAACACGCAACAUCAUCUCCCGGCGGGUCUACCAUUGAGGUCUGACAGACAAGCGAAAAUAAAAGUUCCUCGUUUGUUUUGGGAAAACAGUGAAAUACUUUAAAACAUGGUUCGUACAAAUUCAGACAAACAAAUUUCAAGGACUUUUGAAGAAUUUUCAAGGAUAAAUUGCAGUUUUAAAGGAAUAAGGUUUAUUUAAUAAAUCGGCAUUCUAUAACUCCCUUUGAUCACCCUAUUGGCUAAAACACGGCACGGAGUUAUUUACGAUUUUUACUUCUUUGACCUUCGUUGAUCACAUUGUUUUAUGCGACUUUCCGCAACAAGACUUUGCGAAAUGACUGGGUACGACUUGCAAUUGCAUCUGAGGUACAGAAAUAGCAUUUGAAAUAAAGAAACAGAAAUAAAGUGUUGUUCGUACACAAAAAUGUUCUUGAGUUACCCAUGAGGUUUACAGGUUCUUACACCGAGGGCGAGCCCAAUUUUCCUCGCCAAAAUUAAUUUACAGAAAAUGGUGUCUGGUGUAAACAAUUUUGUGAAUUUUAAGGACUUUUCAAGAUCUAAUAAAGAAACAAGUACUUUUCAAGGACCUAAACGCAUUCAAGGACUUUUCAAGACGACCACUAAAAUUGAAGACCUUUUCAAGAGUGUACGAACCAUGUUAACAACAAAUUAAGACCAUCUUCGACGUUGAAAAAUAUAUAU
Molecule: messenger RNA, 7620 nt
Organism: Porites lobata
Lineage: Eukaryota; Metazoa; Cnidaria; Anthozoa; Scleractinia; Poritidae
Source: the annotation of a GenBank genome assembly